CCGGGAUGCUCCGGGGGGGCCAACAUGGCGGCGCCGCUGGCGCUCGUGGACUUCAGUAAUCCAGGCCAGUUGCUGAUGAAAUGAGACUGCAGGAGGUUAUUGCAUUGGUGCAUUUUUGAAUGAAAUCCAAACAGUUAUUUUCUGUGGAGUGGGUUAAAGCCCCUAAUUACCAGUUUACAUGUGUAGGUCACUGCGUUACUGUGUUAGUCAUUGUCUCUAUGCAGCAAUGACAAGCCUGGAAGAAGCAAACAGAGAAGUGAACAUGCAUUCGUCAGUCAGAUAUCUUGGCUAUUUAGCCAGAAUCAGUCUGUUGGUUGCUAUCUGCAUGGGCCUUUAUGUCAGAUGGGAGAAAACUGCAGAUGCAUUAAUACUGGUAAUUUUUAUCCUGGGACUUUUUGUUCUUGGAAUUGCCAGCAUACUUUACUACUAUUUUUCAAUGGAAGCAGCAAGUCUGAGUCUCUCCAAUCUUUGGUUUGGUUUUUUGCUCGGUCUCCUCUGCUUUCUUAAUAACUCUUCUUUUAAAAAUGACGUGAAAGAAGAAGCAACCAAGUAUUUGCUCCUUUCCUCCAUUGUUUUAAGGAUAUUGUGUGCUUUGGUUGAGAGGAUUUGCGGCUGUAUCCAUCAUCGACCAACUCUGCUGACAACAGUUGAAUCUCUGGAGCUGGUUGGAUUUGCAAUCGCCAGUACAACUAUGCUGGUAGAGAAAUCCAUGAGUAUCAUCCUAUUGGUUGUGGCUUUAGCCAUGUUGAUUGUUGACUUACGUAUGAAGUCUUUCCUGGCAAUUCCAAAUUUGGCAAUUUUUGGAGCCCUUGCUUCUUUGUUGUUUUUUCCUUCACUGAACAUCCCUACAAAUCCAUUUGCCUUGGCAUGUUUCUUUAGCUGCCUCAUUUCAGACCCUCUUCUUGAUGUCUACUUCAGCGGACUUUCAGUUACUGAAAGAUGGAAGCCCUAUUUGUACCGUGGUAGAAUUUGCAGAAGGCUUUCCGUCAUUUCUGUUGGAGUCAUUGAACUUAUCUUUUUCGUUCUAGCUGCUUUUAAACUACGUGACUUGCAUCUCUGGUACUUUGUGAUACCUGGUUUUUCCAUUUUUGGAAUUUUCUGGAUGAUUUGCCAUAUUAUUUUUGUAAUAACUCUUUGGGGAUUUCAUACCAAAUUAAAUGACUGUCACAAAAUCUACUAUACCCACAGGGCAGAGAACAACUGCCUUGAUAGAGUCAUGGCUUCUAAAGGAGUACGUCAUUUUUGUUUAAUUUCAGAGCAAUUAGUAUUUUUCAGCCUCCUUUCAACUGCUGUUUUGGGUGCAGUGUCAUGGCAGUCAACCAAUGGGAUCUUCAUGAGUGUGUUUCUAAUUGUUUUACCUCUGGAAUCCAUGGCUCAUGGACUUUUCCACGAACUGGGGAAUUGUUUGGGAGGAACAUGCGUUGGAUAUGCUGUUGUGAUUCCCACCAACUUCUGCAGUCCUGAUGGUCAACCAACUCUUCUUCCACCUGAGCAUGUGCAAGAGUUAAAUUUGAGGUCUACUGGCAUGCUCAAUGCCAUCCAGCGAUUUUUUGCAUAUCACAUGAUUGAGACGUAUGGUUGUGACUAUUCUACAAGUGGACUUUCUUUUGAUACGCUUCAUUCCAAGAUCAAAUCAUUUCUUGAGCUUCGGACAGCAGACGGACCCAGACAUGACACUUAUAUUUUGUAUUACAGUGGUCACUCACAUGGCACUGGUGAAUGGGCACUAGCAGGUGGUGAUGCAUUACAGCUAGACACGCUUUUGGAAUGGUGGAGAGAGAAGAACAGCUCUUUUUGUUCACGACUCAUAAUAGUGUUAGACUGUGAGAAUUCUCGGCCCUGGGUUAAAGAAGUGAGAAAAGUGAAUGACCAAUAUGUUGCAAUACAAGGGGCAGAAAUGGCCAGAGUCGUAGACGUUGAGGAAGCAGACCCUCCCCAGCUGGGUGACUUUACCAGAGAAUGGGUCGAAUACAACUGUAAUCCUGACAGUAGCAUCAGCUGGUCUGAAAAUGGACGUACAGUAAAAGCAGUGUACGGCGUGUCAAAACAUUGGAGCGACUACACUCUGCAUUUGCCAACAGGAAGUGAUGUUGCCAAACACUGGAUGAUGUACUUUCCCCGUGUUACCUAUCCGCUAGUGCAUUUGGCAAACUGGUUUUGUGGUCUCAAUCUGUUCUGGUUUUGUAAGGCAUGUUUUAGAUGCUUGAAAAGAUUAAAAAUGCGUUGGUUUCUUCCCGCAGUGCUGGACACAGGACAGGGUUUCAAACUUGUGAAAUCAUAAUUAUGAACCAAAGAUAAGUCAAAGUAGGAGCUCUGGUAACUUUAUGACUUCAGAAUCUGAUUGACUUGAAACUUUUUAUAUGUAACAGAUUUUGCUAAAGAAAUCUGCUACUUCAGUAGCUAUCUUCACUUUGUUCAUCUUUUUGAGCAACUACCGUAUAUGCAAGGGUUAGAAACUGGUCUAUAAAGCAGGUGAGGCUAGAAGUAUUUGAAUUUUGUUACUGAGUUGUAUAUAAACUUAUAAAAGAUAUAUUAAAUAUGACCAUGCACUUUGAAGACAGCUUGCAUGCUCAUAGGUAUUAAACAGAAAACCGCCUAUGUUUUAAAUCAACAAAAAACAUUUUUGAUGGGCGUAAAGAAUAUGGAAACUCUCUCCCCAUCCCACUCCUUCUCAUGUAAAACUUCCAGUUUGAAUUGUUCCACUGCAGAAAAAACAAAACAGAGAGAGUUACAAUAUUGCUUUUUGGGUUAAAAACAAAAUGGGAAGAAAAUUCAGAGGUAAUCUUACCCUCAAGGUUCUUAUCUAAAACUUCUACUGUGCCUAAGAGCUGAAUCCUGUGAAAAACUCAAUGCAAACUUAGGUUUAGUGAGGGGAUUCUUUUUAAACUGAAACCAAUUUUGCAGGAAGGCCAAGUUGGGAUUUUUCCUCUCAGCCCUAAGCAUACCCUAUUCUAUCCUAGUCUCAAUACUUCCAACUACAGAGGAUUGGAAGGGACUGAAGGUCUUAGCAGCACUUCUCCUCAAGUCAGGGAAAUUAUUUUCUGCUUAUAAGGUAACAGAACCUCCAAGCAGAGAUCUUUCUCCAUAUUACUGUGGGCUCUGUCCACCUGGAGCACAGGCGAUCAGGAGCUGAACUCAUAGCUCUUAGACCAGUCCUUUUUACAGUCUUUUAAAAUUGAUUUGAAUAUGCAAAUAAUCUGUAAAACCUAGAUGUUCUUAAAAUAUUUUUCACUAACUUCUAAGCCAGAAUGCUAGUCACUUCAGAAAUGAAGACAAACUGAAAUGCCGUUCAGGAAUUUCAACAAAAAAUUCUUAAAUUUUUUGCCUUCUCAGAUUUUCUACCUGUUGAGUUUUUAACUACCUGGUCAACUAAUUUAGACAAUAUGGUAAUACUGAUGCAUAUUAAUGGAUAACUCCCUAAGGAGACAAAAUGUUCCAUCAGUGAUUGUUUGACACACCAGCAAUCAAAGGGGUUCAUACGGCUAACACUAAGAUCCUUUACAAUGGCAAUUCCUGAAUUCCAACAUGAUUUACAUUCACUGAUAACUUAUUACUCCUUUUCACUGAUAAGUUAUUACUCCUUUCUUAAAUGUCCUUUAUUGUCCCGCAGUAUAUAAAUUACUUUACCAAGAAAAUCAUCCCCUUCACUGCUCCAAAAACAACAAAAAAGGGAUGAGAUAGGAGUGGGUAGAAUCAUAUAUGCAGUCAAGUUUCAUUCUACUUGACUUCAAAAUAUUACUCACCAUUAACUCAGAAGUUCUGAAGAGGAAACAACGUGGAGACAGAACACAGUUCCAAAGAGGAAGCCUCAUCCUACAGACAAAUUUCAAACAAACCAGGAAUAUGGAUGGAGGAGAAAGCAUCUUCAGAGGCAGUAGUUUGGUUUUGUGAAAUCACUGUUAUUUUGGUUACAGUUUUUCUAAGGAUUCAUUUGAUUGCAAUAAUGGACUACUAAUCUGCCUGACAUCAACACCAGCCUUAACUCUGCACUUUGCUCACCCACAAGUCAUGUGGGAGAACCUUAUGCUCUAAGUACUCUUGGAAACGCUCUUGUGUUUCAUGAAGAUUAUCAAUAUAGUCUUCUGUUCCUCUUAAUCAGCUAAGUGCAAAAAGAUCCUAUCUUCUGGAAGAUAUCUGAGAGGUCUGUGCUUAUAAAAAUGUUGAUACCUUUCAUGUAUCUGGAUGUGUGAUACUUCUGACCCAUGUUGGGAGUGUCAGUAGGCUAGUGUGGGGUAUCUAGCAUAUAGUACGAUGAUGGGCAGGACUGGGGCUGUGGCCUGUACCAGAAAAGAACAAGGGAGAAGCUGGUUUAGAGCCUUUUCUAAUGCAGGGGUGGCCAAGAACCCUGUCAUCCAGCUCAUGGGGUUCCUCAUGGGUCCAGAAAUUUGUCAAUGGGGGACUGGUUGUUAGCAUUCAUCGCUGUCUUACCCAAAGCCAUGACCAUUCAUCCUGCUGUCAAAUUUCCAGACCUGUGGGGAACCCUAUGGGUCAGAGACAUAGCCCCAUGCUACUUAUUCAGCCCAUGGGUCUAGAUGACUUAGGCACCACUGGUUUAAUGGAUGGCUUUACAGUUUGUCUGCUAGCUGCAUGAGUAGUGUAAGGGACAGUCCUUAACAUGUUUAAAGUCAGACUAGAAAUUGGUUAAGGAGGCAGAGGUAAGGAGGAUGAUUGGAAAAUUGACUGUGCAUUUCCAGAUUUUCCUGUGGGUGUGGAUUUUUUUAAUGGCAAUAUUUUAGUUUCCUGAGUUUUUAAAACUUGCUUUUUUAACCUUAAUUUUGGAAUCUCUCACUUCUAGAUUUUUAAAAUAAAAACAUUUUUAUAGUGGUGUUUUAAAUAGGAAUCUGCAACCAACCAUCCAAACUGUGUGGCAUUUUUGUGUGUUUUGUAUUGGAGCCUUUCUUCCACUGUUGUCCAAAAGAAGAUCCUAUCCUAUUGGUUUCAUUUAAAGAAAGGACCCUGGAGGCUGGGAAUCUAAGAACUCAGACUGUUAAUUCCUAACUUCCACUCCAGCCACUGAUAGCAAUAGAGCUCCUUAAUGACCUGUGCCCUUCCUGGGCUCUUUCACAAGAUCAGUGGAGACAGAAGUGGAAUUCCCAAGCCACCACAGGGUUAUAGGGCUAUUACCCCCAUGCCAUGUGGUUGCAAGCUCUUAUGGAGGCAAUGUUCUGUCCCUAAACUUGUAAAUAUCACAUAGGGAUAAACAACAUGGAAUGGCCCCUAAAGUUAUUGAUCCUGUUGAUAGAGGAAACUAAGCCACCUGUAACAGUCCUGUAGAACAAUGACCUGCUAAUGCUAAGUGGAAAUGAUUUUUAGAAGCUUUAGCAAAUGGGAACUCCAACCCUGUGAUAAGAACUAUCCAGGCAAACCUUACUGGGACUCUGACUUCAGCAGAAAUCUACCCAAAGUGGUCUCAAUCCAAAAGUCUUGGUGUCAGAAAAUGCCAAUUAAAUCCAGUUCCAAAGAGUAUUAUAACAUGGCAUUAUUUCCAGACUACUGUGCUGGGGUGAAUGCUUCAGGAUGAACUGCGUGGAGAGAGAACGUUGACUCUAGAUUUAAACUGAUUGUUCUGAUGUUUGAUUUCUCGGCUGUCUACUCUGCAACUUCAUUAUAAAAGUAUAUAUCUCUAUUAUUGCAGUGAAGUUACCUUAUGGUGGCUUUGUUUACAUUUUAGUUACCUCCUGAGUAGCACAUGCCUUGCAGAAACAUAAAUGCACUGAUUAUGGUAAAGAGCUAGCUUAAAAAAAAUGCAAAUUGCCAGAUACUCACUGGUGGGGUUUUUGAAUGAAUAUAGGAGGAAGCCAUUUCUUUAAUUUUGCACUAUUGCUGUUUCAUAUUUUCACUUUAAUUUUUGUCUUUGCCCAAUCUUCACCUAAAACUUUUCCUCAGAAGAUUUUCUUUAGGCUUCUGAAUUUCCUUCCCCUAUAAGAGGCACUUUCUGUUUGUUGCUCACAUUGCAUAAUGUAAUUAUGUCAAAUUCUUGUUUAUAAAUAAUUCGUCAGAAUUUUUCUCUGGGGAGGUUUUGUAUUAGGCAUAUCUGAUUUUAGCAUCUGUAAAUGGACUUUUGUGCAUUUGUAACACGACUUAAAUAUACUUGUUGUUUUGGAUGCUCA
Molecule: messenger RNA, 6110 nt
Organism: Gavialis gangeticus (Gharial)
Lineage: Eukaryota; Metazoa; Chordata; Crocodylia; Gavialidae
Gene: TMEM168
Product: transmembrane protein 168
Exons: 5
Coding region: 179-2281 (700 amino acids)
Source: RefSeq, a predicted model, not a curated record